Gadus macrocephalus (Pacific cod) is the source of this 2639-nucleotide messenger RNA. It is a transcript of the gene ccn6, whose product is annotated as cellular communication network factor 6. Lineage: Eukaryota; Metazoa; Chordata; Actinopteri; Gadiformes; Gadidae. The record is from RefSeq and is a predicted model, not a curated record. Gene Ontology annotation, molecular function: heparin binding; integrin binding. The transcript has 5 exons. Bases 323 to 1348 code for a protein of 341 amino acids. Gene Ontology annotation, biological process: cell adhesion; signal transduction. Gene Ontology annotation, cellular component: extracellular matrix; extracellular region.
GACAGAUUCUUUUUCAGGCCACCACCAACGUCCUCCAUGAACUUUAAGGUCCACCAGUUUAUUUAAAAACCAACAAAACUUUAAUUUAAGUUAAUGACUUAUUCUCAUCUUAGGACUGGCAUAAAUGGCUUUUUACAUCAGCGGCACCUCCAGUGGGCUCAGACCUCCUCCUCCUCCUCCUCUGGUCUGAAGCCUCCUCCUCCUAUGAUCUCAGACCUCCUCCUCCUCCUCCUCCUCCUCCUCCUCCUCCUCCUCCUCCUCGUCCUCCUCCUCCACCCUGUCACCUCCUCCUGGGUGUCAGACCUCCUCCAUCGGGCUCGAGAUGCUGUCCUUGCUCUGCGGAUCACUGCUGCUCCUCCUGGCCCAGCAGUGUGUGAGCGGGGCUGGGGCCCACGCCGUGGCCCCCGGGGGCCGCCGGCCGGUGUGCCAGUGGCCGUGCCGCUGCGGGCCCCGGGCGGCGUGCGCGCCGGGGGUGAGCGCCGUGCUGGACGGCUGCGGUUGCUGUAAGAGCUGCGCCCGGCAGCAGCGGCAGGCCUGCAGCGAGAGGGACGUGUGCGACCCGCACAAGGGCCUCUACUGCGACUACUCCGCCGACCGGCCCCGCUUCCAAGUGGGCGUCUGCGCCUACAUGCUGGCGGUGGGCUGCGAUCUGAACGGGCGUCACUUCGAGAACGGCCACGCCUUCCAGCCCAGCCCGCUCUACAAGUGCACCUGCAUCGCCGGCGCCAUCGGCUGCACCCCCGCCUUCACCCACACACCUGCCGGCCUCUUAGGCUCCGCCCCCCCGAAACCAGCAGGCCUCCUCAGCGGCCCCGGGGCCCGCAAGAACCUGCAGGACACCAGCUACAGGCCAGCUUACAGGGAUCCUCCUUUAGCCUGGAAGAGGAACUGCCUGGUGCAGACCACGCCCUGGAGCGUCUGCUCCAAGACCUGCGGCGUGGGCAUGUCCGUCCGCGUCACCAACGACAACGCCAAGUGUGAGAUGAGGAAGGACCGGAGGCUGUGUCUGCUGCGGCCCUGCGACAAGAACCUGCUCAAGAGCUUCAAGGCCCCCAAGGGGAAGACGUGCCGGGCCCAGGUCCCUGCGCGGCGUGCGGAGCGGCUGGUGCUGUCGGGGUGCAGCAGCACCCAGCGGGUGAGGCCCACCUACUGCGGCCUGUGUGGCGGCGGCGGUGGCGGCGGCGGCGGCGGCUGCUGCGUGCCCGACGCCUCCAGCAUGCGCACCUUAGAGUUCAGGUGCAAGGGCGUGGCCGGCGUGCGCUGGAAGGUGCAGUGGAUCACGUCCUGCGUCUGCAAAAGGAAGUGCGACGACCCCGGGGACAUGUUCACCGAGCUGCACUUCCUGUGAGGAGGGGAGGAGGCGGAGCUUCCAGAGGAGGGAGGAGGCGGAGCUUCCAGAGGAGGGAGGAGGCGGAGCUUCCAGAGGAGGGAGGAGGCGGAGCUUCCAGAGAAGGGAAGAGGCGGAGCUUAGACAAGAGCCUUAGGGACACAAGAGACAGAAACGCACACAGACUAUAUAUUAAAUGGAGUAGACGUACCGUAGACUUGACAGACAGACAGACAGACAGACAGACAGACAGACAGACAGACAGACAGACAGACAGACAGACAGACCUUCAUGUAGCGAUCUGCAGUCUGGGGGUGUCGGGAGGGCAGGAGGAGGAGGUGCGGUCCAGCUGGUCGUACUCCUCUAUGAGGGAGGACAGGGACUCUGACGCCUGGCUGAACAGGCUGAGCUCCAUGCCCUCCUCCUGGAGGUAGUGGUGGAGAUGGGCCUGCAGGACACGGGCAACCGCUCAGAAACCCUCCCGUGUCUUUAUGAGCCCUCCCAUGUCUUCAUAAACCCUCCCAUGUCUGUAUAAACCCCCCCAAGUCUCUAUGAACCCUCCGUCUGUAUAAACCCUCCCAUGUCUCUAUGAACCCUCCGUCUGUAUAAACCCUCCCAUGUCUCUAUGAACCCUCCGUCUGUAUAAACCCUCCCAUGUCUUCAUAAACCCUCCCAUGUCUUUAUAAACCCUCCCAUGUCUCUAUAAACCCUCCCAUGUCUCUAUAAACCCUCCCAUGUCUGUAUAAACCCUCCCAUGUCUUCAUAAACCCUCCCAUGUCUUCAUAAACCCUCCCAUGUCUUUAUAAACCCUCCCAUGUCUCUAUAAACCCUCCCAUGUCUGUAUAAACCCUCCCAUGUCUGUAUAAACCCUCCCAUGUCUGUAUAAACCCUCCCAUGUCUUUAUAAACCCUCCCAUGUCUUUAUAAACCCUCCCAUGUCUUUAUAAACCCUCCCAUGUCUGUAUAAACCCUCCCAUGUCUUUAUAAACCCUCCCAUGUCUCUAUAAACCCUCCCAUGUCUGUAUAAACCCUCCCAUGUCUGUAUAAACCCUCCCAUGUCUGUAUAAACCCUACCAUGUCUGUAUAAACCCUACCAUGUCUGUAUAAACCCUACCAUGUCUGUAUAAACCCUACCAUGUCUGUAUAAACCCUACCAUGUCUGUAUAAACCCUACCAUGUCUUUCCAACUUUCAAUCACCAACUUGUUUAUAGGAAAUUUGUUUUUCAAACUGGAAUCAAAAUGUGAUGUUAAAUGUGAGUUUUCCAUUCUGACAGAAGGGUUUAAUAAAAUAUUUCAAUGAGUUUAUGAACAA